Messenger RNA from Rhineura floridana, 2773 nucleotides. RefSeq names its product potassium voltage-gated channel subfamily E regulatory subunit 4 (gene KCNE4). Bases 496 to 1092 code for a protein of 198 amino acids. The record is from RefSeq and is a predicted model, not a curated record. Gene Ontology annotation, molecular function: transmembrane transporter binding; potassium channel regulator activity; voltage-gated potassium channel activity involved in ventricular cardiac muscle cell action potential repolarization. Gene Ontology annotation, cellular component: membrane. Gene Ontology annotation, biological process: regulation of ventricular cardiac muscle cell membrane repolarization; regulation of heart rate by cardiac conduction; ventricular cardiac muscle cell action potential. The transcript has 2 exons. NCBI's taxonomy places the organism in Eukaryota, Metazoa, Chordata, Lepidosauria, Squamata, Rhineuridae.
GUGUGCUGCUGCCUGGCUUUAAACCAUAACUCCAUACAGCUAGUACCCCGGGCCAAUUGCAAAGGCAGUCUGUAACAGUCCCAAGAAGAAAGCAGCCCUUGUAGAUGGUUGUGAAAGGGAUUUUCUGCUGUUUGCUCUUUCUCUUCACUCUAUUACCUGGUAGCUUCUUCAUCCAUUGGCAAGACUUCUCCCUAUAUACACAAAACAGCUUUCAGUAUUAAAUUCUUCACCACUGGGGUAUGAGUAGGGUGUGUGUCCAAACUCUCUGGCACUGAGUUACGGCUAAGAAAGAGUUACUCAGCCUCCCCACUCUUUUUCAUUUUUACAAAGGUGUCAGGAAUCCAACCAGUUAAACCGCAGGCCCUUGAGUUCAUGCACUGACUCCAGCAUGAAGCUAUUGCAAACUCUUGGGAUCAUGUGAUGCAACCAGUUCUUCAGAGGCUAUUAAAUCCAGCAGCAGACAGAGAAAGUUUUCAGAACUCAGGAAACUGGUAGAUGAGCAGUCUUCUCAGGAGCUUUGGGGAAGCGCAAAAUUAUUUGCAGACUCACGUUCCUAGUUUUGCCCAAAGAGAUCUGAUGUUCAUGAUGGAUCAUCUAAACAUGACCCAGCCCAUGCUUGCUGCUGACAGCUCAGGCCUUGCUGCUGCUUCCACUCAUGAGAAGGGUGGAGGCCAUGGAAACGAAUACUUCUAUGUCUUGAUUGUGAUGUCCUUCUACGGCAUCUUUCUAAUGGGAAUAAUGCUGGGCUACAUGAAGUCCAAGAGGAAAGAGAAGAAACCCAACCUGCUGCUGCUUUACAAAGAUGAGGAGAGGGAGUGGGGACAGGCUGUCAAGUCCCUGCCAACUGUCUCGGGACUGAGGUCUGUCCAGAUCCCAAUGAUGUUCAGCAUGUUGCAAGAGAGCAUGGCACCUGCUCUCUCCUGCACCCUCUGCUCAAUGGAAGGCAGCAGCGUGAGCGAGUCUUCCUUGACAGAUGCUCACCUCACUAUUCAAGAGGAAGUGCCUGAUGCUGAGCUGGGGGAAGCAGCCGAAGUGGCUCUCCUUGACGACAGCAGUGAAGGUUCUUCAGAAAGUAUCCACCAAAAUUCCUAGCGCUUGCAGGAUCUGGACACAUGGCGUUUUCUGAAAGAGUGGAACUAAAGGCUAACCAUUUUCCAUUUUGCCAUCAGGGAUGGAAGGGGUGGCUGGCAUGUUGCUGGAAGCAGGAAGGAGAGGUAGCAAACAGAAAUAUAAUGGAACAGGCAAUUGUUACAUAUCGUAGGAUGGUUUUGUUAUUAAGGAUGGAGGAGGGGGGAUAUUUCUCUCCUUGAAAAUAUGUUUGUAUAGCCUCUACUUGCUUCAGAAUGCCGCAAAUGUCUGGGAAAUAGUUGAGAAAUGUAUGGGAUUGUUUGCAAAUGAGCCGCAUUUCAACAGUCAGCCUCAUGGAUCUCUGUGCUUAUGAAUGUUUUGCCCCCAUAAAACCACAGCAUGUCUAAAAAUGACCAGUUAAGAAAAAAGCUUGUCUUCAGCAAUGUGGUCACCAAGGGCAGGAAUAAUGCAGUGCAAACGGAAGGAGCUUUGCUUUAGUCAAUGACUAAGCAGGAGCACAGCUGAAAGCAUUCUUAAUUAUCAGAUAUGUAGGGAUAAAUAGGGUAUAUCUGUGCAAAAGUUGCCUUUUGGGCCCAGAAACUGCCAUUUCAGAUCCCACACCACCCCAUAAUUAGCACAGAACAUCAGGCUUUCAGACUAAGUUAGUAAUGCUUGAAAUCACUAGCACUUAAGUUAGUCACUACUACUGUGUUCCACUAAUUUCCAUGGGACUAAAGCCUGACUAGCUUUGCCUGAAUCCAACCUCUGGUUUGCAGAUGCACUUCAAACCAUGAUUCCAAAUCAUAGUUCAGCUUUUUAACCAUAGUUUGGCAUUCGUGUCUCUGAACUGAUCCAUUCUGUAUGUGCAUUCUACACAUUCUUGUGCUUUGCCUGUUAAACCAUUGCACGAUUUUACAAUUGUCAUAAAGGGUUUAAUAGCAUUGAACCAGAGGAUGAUUACUUUGAUCAUGUGUUGCAUUUGACAAUAACGUCAAUGUUUGGAUUGGUCUUAUAAGCAUGAGAACAGAAAUGCUGCCAAAAUGCCUCUCUGAGUUUUCUGAGUUAAAUAGCUCAGGAACGUAUUCAUUGCCAUGGGAUACUGUCUGGGAAAACAGAGCAUGAAAAGGGGACAGGCACAAAUGAGGCAAAAAGCCCUACUUUCAACUCCCAUUUUAAGGUCUCGGCUCCAAGUUCUGAGCAGGGCUAAUGUAAUGUCAUAGAUUGUAGAGAACUGUCACCUCAUCUUUCUGAUGUCACUGGGGAUACUUUUGUUUGCAGAGAGGCUUUGUUGUUCAUUGAUGACUGGUUGUAAAUCUUAUUAAAGACAAUGGGAAUAUUUCAUUGACUCAGCUGAUCAGCCCAUGAGCACAAAUUUUGGAUUGCUUUAUUCCAAGUGGGACUGUUUUAAGUUUUCAAAGGAGCCAAAUUACUUUUGGCAUUAUGCCUGAAAUCACUUGAAUCCUGAAACUUUCCAACUUUGACAUUCAAGUUGUCACAUUUUCCAUUGCUCUAUCCUAUUUUCUUUUAUUUCAGUACAACUACAAAUCUAUUUGUGACUCUCUCCCUCUCCCUCUUGCUUCAAUAGACAAUUGUACAUAUACUUUGAUUCCAAGCUGUAUAUAUUUGUUUUAUGUAUUUAAGUUUAACUGGUUCUUUCUGAUAAACACUAAUUUUUAUUUAAAUAAAGGGAUCACUGUUUUGUGAA